GGGCUGGGCGUGUGCCGCGGCCGCCGGCGGGGCGCGCUCCCGCUCCGCUCCCGCUCUCCCCGCACGCACAUUGUCCGGGCGCGGCGGCGGCACAGCGCCCCGGCGCCCCGUGCCAAUGCGGGGCGGGCGCGGCACGCCGGGGGCGCCUCCACCACCGCGGUGGAAACUUCCCCUCGCCGCCGGGCCGACGCGCGGCUGAAGCCCCCGGCGGGGAGGAGCGGAGCGGGGUUUCUCCCGCCUGGGGGGGCGCCUCAUCUAGUUUGGUUUUUUCCUACGUUGGAAGGGCAAAAGCGAAUAAUACUCUUGCCCGGGUUUAAACUUCCGCGCUUGGCUCUCCAGGACGCGCAUCCCGCCCGGCGGGGUGGACGAGCCGGUGGUGGUGCUCCUGGAAAUCCUGAGCUGGGGUCAGCUGGAAGAUGACCGAGUACAAGCUGGUGGUGGUGGGAGCAGGUGGUGUUGGGAAGAGUGCUUUGACGAUACAGCUCAUUCAGAACCAUUUUGUUGAUGAGUAUGACCCCACAAUAGAGGAUUCCUACAGAAAGCAAGUAGUCAUCGAUGGAGAGACCUGUUUGUUAGACAUCUUGGACACUGCAGGGCAGGAGGAGUACAGUGCCAUGAGAGACCAGUACAUGAGAACGGGGGAAGGAUUCCUGUGUGUCUUUGCCAUCAACAACACCAAGUCCUUUGAAGAUAUUCACCAGUACAGGGAGCAGAUCAAGAGGGUGAAAGACUCAGAUGAUGUUCCCAUGGUGCUGGUGGGGAAUAAAUGUGACCUCCCUGCACGGACAGUGGAGACCCGGCAAGCGCAGGACCUGGCCCGGAGUUACGGGAUCCCCUACAUAGAAACAUCUGCCAAAACCAGACAGGGCGUUGAGGAUGCCUUCUACACCUUGGUGCGGGAGAUCCGGCAGCAUAAGCUGCGCAAGCUGAAUCCCCCAGAUGAGAGCGGCCCUGGCUGCAUGAACUGUAAAUGUGUGGUAUCGUGACUAUGCUGUCUGGACCGUGUCUUGGUGAGGUUCCCACCGUGCAGUGCUCAAGGAAAAAGGUGAAGCAAAGGAAGAAGCAAAUGGAUUCAGAGGAGUAUGGGGGGGGAGAGGAGGAGGAGGAGGAAGAGGACAGGGGGAGCAUGACUCCAAGGACUAUCUCGCACUUCACCCAAGCCUGCGGCAAACAACUUCUUUUUUUUUUAUCCCCAUCCCCUCAUCCUUUGGCUCCUCCCACCCCGGCAACUGUACAAAGCCACAGAUUGAAUCACAGUAAAUUAUUAUUUGAUCGUCUCAACAAAUCA
Pseudopodoces humilis (Tibetan ground-tit) is the source of this 1288-nucleotide messenger RNA. RefSeq names its product HRas proto-oncogene, GTPase (gene HRAS). NCBI's taxonomy places the organism in Eukaryota, Metazoa, Chordata, Aves, Passeriformes, Paridae. Gene Ontology annotation, molecular function: GTP binding; GTPase activity. Gene Ontology annotation, biological process: signal transduction. The record is from RefSeq and is a predicted model, not a curated record. Gene Ontology annotation, cellular component: membrane.